Messenger RNA from Mus musculus (house mouse), 3027 nucleotides. It is a transcript of the gene Bmal2, whose product is annotated as basic helix-loop-helix ARNT like 2. Bases 361 to 2148 code for a protein of 595 amino acids. NCBI's taxonomy places the organism in Eukaryota, Metazoa, Chordata, Mammalia, Rodentia, Muridae. Gene Ontology annotation, molecular function: protein dimerization activity; E-box binding; DNA-binding transcription factor activity, RNA polymerase II-specific. The record is from RefSeq and is a predicted model, not a curated record. The transcript is spliced from 17 exons. Gene Ontology annotation, cellular component: transcription regulator complex; nucleus; cytoplasm. Gene Ontology annotation, biological process: positive regulation of transcription by RNA polymerase II; circadian regulation of gene expression; positive regulation of circadian rhythm.
CAGCCUCUGCGCUUGGGGCUCUGCUGAGGCUCCGCCCGUGCGGGUGCCUUGUCCCUCCCCGGGCUGGCUAGGGCUGCCGGGCCUGCGGUGCCCAAGCCCUGUGCGCCCAGGCCGCAUGCGGGGAGCCGCGGGGCUGCAGCUCCAGCCACCUCCGGCGCUUGCCCCUGCAUCUUCCCUUCAGUGUAUGGACCUCAGCUGUGGUUUACUUCUUUCUGUGUGAGUUCUGAGAACACCUUCCGCUCUAUAACUCACAGGCUCUGCAGCAGGUAAAGGGCUGCUAGAGAGACAGAGCUUUGCUCUUAGGGUUUCUAGAGCCCAGGGACAAAACUCACAGCUCCUGGACCUGUCAACUCUCUUGUAAUGGAGUUUCCAAGGAAACGCAGAGGCAGAGAUUCCCAGCCACUCCAGUCAGAAUUCAUGACAGACACAACAGUGGAAAGUCUUCCCCAGAAUCCCUUUGCCUCUCUUCUUUCAACAAGAACAGGAGUAUCAGCGCCCAGUGGCAUCAGGGAAGCUCACAGCCAGAUGGAAAAGCGUCGGAGAGACAAGAUGAACCAUCUGAUUCAGAAACUGUCAUCUAUGAUCCCUCCACACAUCCCCACGGCCCACAAACUGGACAAGCUCAGCGUCUUGAGGAGGGCGGUGCAGUACUUGAGGUCUCUGAGAGGCAUGACAGAGCUUUACUUAGGAGAAAACUCUAAACCUUCAUUUAUUCAGGAUAAGGAACUCAGUCACUUAAUCCUCAAGGCAGCAGAAGGCUUCCUGUUUGUGGUUGGAUGCGAAAGAGGGAGAAUUUUUUACGUUUCUAAGUCUGUCUCCAAAACACUGCGUUAUGAUCAGGCUAGCUUGAUAGGACAGAAUUUGUUUGACUUCUUACACCCAAAAGACGUCGCCAAAGUAAAGGAACAACUUUCUUGUGAUGGUUCACCAAGAGAGAAACCUAUAGACACCAAAACCUCUCAGGUUUACAGUCACCCCUACACUGGGCGACCACGCAUGCAUUCUGGCUCCAGACGAUCUUUCUUCUUUAGAAUGAAGAGCUGUACCGUCCCUGUCAAAGAAGAGCAGCCAUGCUCGUCCUGCUCAAAGAAGAAAGACCAUAGAAAAUUCCACACCGUCCAUUGCACUGGAUACUUGAGAAGCUGGCCUCUGAAUGUUGUUGGCAUGGAGAAAGAGUCGGGUGGUGGGAAGGACAGCGGUCCUCUUACCUGCCUUGUGGCUAUGGGACGGUUGCAUCCAUACAUUGUCCCUCAAAAGAGUGGCAAGAUCAACGUGAGACCGGCUGAGUUCAUAACUCGCUUCGCAAUGAACGGGAAAUUCGUCUAUGUUGACCAAAGGGCAACGGCAAUUUUAGGAUACCUGCCUCAGGAACUUUUGGGAACUUCAUGUUAUGAAUAUUUUCAUCAGGAUGACCACAGUAGUUUGACUGACAAGCACAAAGCAGUUCUGCAGAGUAAGGAGAAAAUACUUACAGACUCAUACAAAUUCAGAGUGAAGGAUGGUGCCUUCGUGACUCUGAAGAGUGAGUGGUUCAGCUUCACAAACCCUUGGACCAAAGAGCUGGAGUACAUUGUGUCUGUCAACACAUUGGUUUUGGGGCGCAGUGAGACCAGGCUGUCUUUGCUUCAUUGCGGCGGCAGCAGCCAGUCCUCCGAAGGUAAGACGGAGCUUCAGGUCAGGCGUGGUAACUCAGAUGCAUCAUCCGACUCAUUUAGACAAUCCUGCAUCAAUGUGCCCGGUGUAUCCACGGGGACCGUCCUUGGUGCUGGGAGUAUUGGAACAGAUAUUGCAAAUGAGGUUCUGAGUUUACAGAGAUUACACUCUUCAUCCCCAGAAGAUGCAAGCCCUUCAGAAGAAGUGAGAGAUGACUGCAGUGUAAAUGGUGGGAAUGCCUAUGGGCCUGCAUCCACUAGGGAGCCUUUUGCAGUGAGCCCUUCUGAAACAGAGGUCCUGGAGGCUGCCAGGCAACACCAGAGCACUGAACCCGCCCACCCUCACGGACCACUUCCCGGUGACAGUGCCCAGCUGGGUUUUGAUGUCCUGUGUGACAGUGACAGCAUAGACAUGGCUGCAUUCAUGAAUUACCUCGAAGCAGAGGGGGGCCUGGGUGACCCUGGGGACUUCAGUGACAUCCAGUGGGCACUCUAGCAUUUUGGCUUUGUACUUUAACAUGAGAAUCAUUUCAGAGUGUUUCAUUGACAAAACACUGUACUCUUGAGCACUGUAUUGGUACAUUUUUUAUCUCUUAUUACUAGUCUACUGACUUUUAUAUAUCUGCCCUUUAUUCUCACUGGGAUGUGCGGAGUCACACAUGCUCCUCCAAAGAGAAACAGCCAAGUUUAUCAAUCCCUCUUUACACAGUGAGAAGGCAGCUUGGGGGUCAGGCUGCCAUAUUUUUGCUAAAAUAUUCUGACCAAAAACUGCUACCAACCAUAUUGUUAGGGCUUUUUUUAAAUAUAUAUAUACUUUUGUUUUUGAGUUUGGGAUUUUUGUUUUGUUCUGUCUGUUUUCUGUUUUUGUCUUCAAGACAGGGUUUCUCUGUGUAGCCCUGGCUGUCUUGUAACUCACUCUGUAGACCAGGCUGGCCUUGAACUCAAAGAUCCGCCUGCCUCUUCCUCCCAAGUGUUGAGAUUAAAGCCAUAUAUCACAAUUCCCAGCUUAAAUACAGUCCCUAAAAUCAUGAGGCAAUGAGAAAUCACUUAGAAGCCAACUUUCUUCUAAUAAUUUGGAAUUUAGAAGGCAUUUUUAAAAAGUAACUAACCCAGAGGUAGCUCAAAUGGAGUGUAAGAAUUAGGAUGAUUUAAAAUUCUGGCCCAGGAAUGCAGCUCAGGUGACAGAGUCCUUGCCUAGCACCAAGUCUUGGGUUCAGUUCCUAGCACUGUAAACCAAUUUGGGUGCACACUUUGUAAUCCUGGCACUCAGGAGGAUCAUAAAUUCAAAGCCAGCCUUGGCACAAAGCAGAUUGAAGGUCAGCCUGGGAUUCACGAAACCCUGUCUUUUAAAAUAAAUAAAAAAAGAUUAUUUAAA